This is a messenger RNA of Penicillium malachiteum, 2472 nucleotides long. RefSeq names its product putative sterol glucosyltransferase. The record is from RefSeq and is a predicted model, not a curated record. NCBI's taxonomy places the organism in Eukaryota, Fungi, Ascomycota, Eurotiomycetes, Eurotiales, Aspergillaceae. Gene Ontology annotation, biological process: carbohydrate metabolic process. The coding region runs from base 1 to 2472 and encodes 823 amino acids. The transcript has 7 exons. Gene Ontology annotation, molecular function: UDP-glycosyltransferase activity; hexosyltransferase activity.
AUGAGUCAAGAUAUACAGCAAGAGGAGCACGAUGCAACAGACGCUCUUUCGCUUUCUUCACCACAUGAGAAUGAACUGAUAGCAGAUUCAGGGCGAGUUCUGGAGGAUGGUCGUGUCAACAUUAACCUUGAUUCAAAGGUUGCAAGGGCAAUAGCAGAGAGUAUCAAUUAUCAACAAGAGCUCCGCAGCUCAUCGGUGGAUUACAGCCAGAGAGCCGCACAGGGGACAUCCUUUGAUUUGAAAUUAAACAUAGUCAUCCAGAUCGUCGGCAGUCGCGGAGAUGUCCAACCAUUUGUUGCUCUGGGUAAUGAACUCCAGAAACACGGUCACCGAGUUCGCAUCGCAACACAUGGCGUAUUUGCCGAUUUCAUUCACAGCUCCGGGCUAGAAUUCUUCCCCAUUGGCGGCAACCCAGCAGAACUGAUGGCAUACAUGGUUAAGAAUCCAGGUCUUCUUCCCCAGAUGAAGACUCUACGUGAGGGAGAGAUCGGGAAGAAGAAGAUUAUGAUUGGCGAAAUGCUUGAAGGGUGUUGGAGAUCAUGCAUUGAGCAUGAUCCGUAUACCCAACAACCUUUCAUAGCUGAUGCCAUUAUUGCGAAUCCUCCCAGUUUUGCGCAUAUACACUGUGCGCAGGUACUGGGUAUUCCUGUCCACUUGAUGUUUACAAUGCCUUGGAGCAGUACAAAAUCAUUUCCGCAUCCGUUGUCGAGUUUAAAGGCCGAUCCCCAAAAUAAUGGACUUGAUUCCUGGGUUUCAUAUGGUGUGGUUGAGUGGCUUACCUGGCAAGGAUUGGGAGAUGUGGUGAAUAGAUGGAGGGCUUCUUUAGAUCUUGAACCUGUUCCCAUGACUGAGGGUCCAAGUUUACAUGAGGCAUUAAAGAUUCCCUUUACAUACUGUUGGUCACCUGCUCUGGUUCCAAAGCCAAGGGACUGGCCAGGUCACGUUGAUGUCUGUGGCUUCUUUUUCAGGGACCCACCCCCCUAUGACCCUUCACCUGAACUACAGGAGUUCAUACUACUAGGAACGCCGCCAGUGUAUAUUGGCUUUGGAAGUAUUGUCGUUGAUGAUCCCCAAAAGCUAAUCAAUACAGUUCUUGCAGCGGUAAGAGCGAGUGGGGUGCGGGCUGUUAUCUCUAAAGGAUGGAGUAAUAUGGAUGAAGAGCAGGAUGAGAACAUCUUCUACAUCGGUGACUGUCCACAUGAGUGGCUCUUUCAACAUGUGGCCGCCGUGAUUCAUCAUGGUGGAGCAGGAACAACGGCAUGUGGUUUAAUAAACGGAAGACCAACAGCCAUCGUUCCUUUCUUUGGAGACCAACCCUUCUGGGGUGACAUGGUUGCCAACGCCGGUGCAGGGCCCAACCCUAUCCCACAUGCCUCAUUGACCACUGAAAACCUUGCGGCCGCCAUCAAAUUUUGUCUGACUCCUCAAGCUGCGACUGCUGCACAAGAGCUUGCUUCGAAGAUUCAAUCGGAAAGAGGCGUGACUGAAGCUGUCAAAUCAUUUUAUCGAAAUCUACCGCUCGACAGGAUGCGCUGUGAGGUUCUACCGGAUCAAGUGGCGGUCUGGAAAUACAAGAAGAACAACCGGUCACUCAAAUUAUCCAAGGCCGCUGUACAGACCCUGAUUGAGUUUUCACGAAUCAACACAGAACAACUCAAAUGCCAUGACAUCAAUCCAAUUUUAAUCGCAAAUCAUCGCUGGGACCCCUUGACGGGUGUUAUAUCGGCUGGUAUAUCCACAGGGACAACGAUGCUGAAGACAAGUACCGGGAUGAUCAGAGCACCAUACAAGGAGCUAACACGUACAGCUUUAUCACCAGCAGCUGGCCAAAGUCGACCUUCCACAUCUAGAUCAUUAUCAACACCCAACUCAACAGAACCCCGGUCUGCAACAAUCCAACCAGGGCAAACCCGGCCUACAAGUCCACGGAGUCCAUCAUCCACCGCCGGAAGAAUGGCUACCGCAUCAUUAAAUAGCUUCGGUCAAUUCACUACCGGUUACUUCAAAGGAGUUCUCGUGGAUAUUCCCACCGCUGCAGCCGAUGGAUUCCGGCGCGUAUCGCAGGUAUACGGAGACAAGCCCAAGGAGUACGGAACUGUAUCGGAUUGGAGAUCUGGGGCGAAAGUGGGCGGGAAGAAUUUCGUUGGAGGAAUCAAGGAAGGAGUUGUAGGUCUUAUGAAGCAUCCUUGGAGAGGGUUCCAGGAGGAUGGUAAAGACGGUGCUUUGAGAGGAUUGGCCAAGGGUGCUGCUGGGUUAGCAACGAAAGGCCCAUCUGCCGGAAUUGGAUUGUGGGCCUAUCCAUUUCAGGGUAUUGUGAAAAGCAUUGAAGCCAAGUUUCGGACGAAGACUCGGAAGGCAAUUGUUGUGUCACGACUCCUCGAUGGAUACGCUCAAACCAUAGAGAUGGGUAUGUCUGAGGAUGAUAAAGCUGCCAUCGUGGAAGAGUUCGAUCGACUCAUGCAGCUAGACUGA